Messenger RNA from Oncorhynchus mykiss (rainbow trout), 1395 nucleotides. The record is from RefSeq and is a predicted model, not a curated record. Lineage: Eukaryota; Metazoa; Chordata; Actinopteri; Salmoniformes; Salmonidae.
UAAGAUAUGUGAGUCUGACUUUGUACAGGAUGCACUUAACAAAUCACCCCUGCACCAGAAAAGCUAGGGGUGAGGACAAGAUGGUUGAGCUCUUGGUCUUUCUUCUUCUCUGCAACUCUUAUGUGACUAAAUCAUCUGAGACUUCUCAGCCUGCUCCAUUCCUAGCUGCAAAGUUGGGGGACAACGUGACAGUUGAAUGCCAUGUAACCAGUAAUGUUGAUCACAUGGUGUGGUACAAGAUGACCACUGGCAAGAAACUCCAGUGUGUGGCAAAGGCAGAGAUCUUUUACAAACAUGUACAAUAUUUUGGUAACUUUAGAAAUGGGCGUUUUCAUGUAUUGAUAGAAAAAAGAAAAUGUCACCUAACUAUAUCUGCUACGAAGCCAGAGGACAUUGGAAUAUACUACUGUGGAGUUUUGCACUUAAACUUUGUAGAGUUUGGACCUGGAACCGCCUUGAUGGUUAAAGGUGCUCAGUUGAACAGUAAUACUGUUGUACAGCAGCCUGCUUCUGAGUCAGUCCAGCUAGGAGACUCUGUGACUCUGAACUGUACAGUACACACUAAGACCUGUGCAGGAGAACACAGUGUCUAUUGGUUCAGACAUGGCUCAGGAGAAUCCCGUCCAGGAAUCAUUUACACCCAUGGAGACAGGAGUGAUCAGUGUGAGAAGAGCUCUGAGACUGGGUCUCCUACACAGAGCUGUGUCUACAACCUCUCCAAGAGAAACCUCAGCCUCUCUGAUGCAGGAACGUACUACUGUGCUGUGGCCUCAUGUGGGGACAUACUGUUUGGGAACGGGACCAAUAUGGAUAUUGAAGUUCCAGAGCAUGAUUCUCCAUUUGAUCUGAGUCCUACUGUUGUGGCCUUGGUCGUCUCCAACAUCGUUCUGGGGAUAGUGACCCUUCUACUUGUCUGGGCGCUGUGCAAGACUCUGAACAGAGAUAGCAGAGGGAAGACAGAUGUCCCAAAGUCGUUUGGCAAUCAGAAUCAAGACAGUGACAUGUUGAACUAUGCAGCUGUCAGUUUCACCCCCAAGAAGAAGUCCUCCUCUAGAACAGCGAGAAAGAAGACCAGCAGAGAGGAUGCAGUGUACUCUGAUGUCAGAUACCUUCAGCAGCAGUGAAAGAUAUCACCACUGUCACAAAGACUCCAAGUACUAUUGGUAGCCUAAUAAAACUGCUUUUGGUAACUGACAUUAGUAUGGCAUUUUACACACAACAAAGAAACUGUAAUUUGAACAUUGUCUAUAUGUUAGAUUUAUAUAAUGAUCCUGUAAUGCCUUAAAUAGCCAUCACUUUUGACAGCUUGUAAGAAAUCCUCUAAUAGAGAAUCCUGUUUUUGUUGUAUGACUGUCUGUUUUUAACCUAAUAAACCAUUAAUUUAUACACACUGUA